AUGGAAAAAGAGUUGCGAGCCGUUAAAGAGACUCUUGCUGAUGUUGAGAAAGUCAAAGAUAUGGCCAAUAAAGCGACUAUUCUUCAGCAGUACCUCUCCGCGCGAACAGAGCAUUUUUCGGAAAACCAGAACAGUGGAGGAUACACCGCAUCCCAAUCUGCCCCAAUAACCAGAACUCUUAAUGAAGGUGGCUCCAACGCCCUUAAUGACGAGGAAAUUCAGCCGUAUCCUGAGUCCGAAAUUAUGGCAAACCAGGAUGUGGGCGACACCAAUGCAGGCACGCUGUCUUCCCGUUUUGCAAACUCAGUGCUAGCCAAAGGAGGGCAUUUACAUGUUCCCACGCAACGCUUUUCAACGGACUCAGGCCCUGAGCACUCAAAUAAUUCAAACAGUCAAUCUCUUCAAGAACCAUCACUGGGCCCGGUUCCUGCGCAACUUGAACGACUUGAUAAGUCGCUUUCCAGCGAAGCUCAUGAUUAUAAUGCAGAUCAACUUCCUUGCUUUCCCGACUCGCGCGUUCAUUCUGGAGACAGACCCAGCCCCUCCAAACCGACGAUAACAAGGGCAAACACAUCGCCGAGAAUUGCCUUCACUGCUAACAACAAGUACGGAGAUGUUACCACACCGACAUCUAAUCAGGAAUCAUUUGCCCAGACAAGCGAGAGGAGAUGGAUACCUAUUUUCAUCCAGAGAUUAAUCAAAGCAAUAAAUGACCCGCGAAAUGAGGGGAUGAUACGGUGGUCGGAAGACGGAAAUACAGUGCUCAUCGUCGAUGAGCAGGAGUUAAUUACGAAAUUGCUUCCCACAUUCAAUACGACCACUUACGCGUCCUUUACUCAACAGCUAAACACGCACGGUUUCCGCCGAGUUGAGCAAGGAUAUGAGAAUCCACUAUUCAAACGAGACCGUCCUGAUGCUAUCUGCUUAAUCCGAAGAAAGGAUAGUAAGUCUCAGCCACCGUCUUACUUUAAUUCUGGAACGCUGUCACCUUCGGACGUCGCAAAUCCGCAGAGCCAAAGCUCUCCGAUUGUGCCAGAAAGGCUGGGAAUCCAUGGCGGCGGAUGGUCGACACCAAGCAACACACAAACUUCCAGCGUACAGAAUGACGCCUCGAGCGGAAGGGUCUCCCGUGGUGUCAAUUAUAAGGUGAUCAGAAAACGAAGAAGGCAGACAUAG
Messenger RNA from Aspergillus tanneri, 1176 nucleotides. RefSeq names its product heat shock factor family protein. Gene Ontology annotation, molecular function: sequence-specific DNA binding; DNA-binding transcription factor activity. Bases 1 to 1176 code for a protein of 391 amino acids. Gene Ontology annotation, biological process: regulation of DNA-templated transcription. Lineage: Eukaryota; Fungi; Ascomycota; Eurotiomycetes; Eurotiales; Aspergillaceae. The record is from RefSeq and is a predicted model, not a curated record. The transcript is spliced from 4 exons.